Molecule: messenger RNA, 1200 nt
Organism: Abrus precatorius (Indian licorice)
Lineage: Eukaryota; Viridiplantae; Streptophyta; Magnoliopsida; Fabales; Fabaceae
Product: mitochondrial uncoupling protein 1-like
Exons: 9
Coding region: 101-1018 (305 amino acids)
Biological process (GO): mitochondrial transmembrane transport; mitochondrial transport
Cellular component (GO): mitochondrial membrane
Molecular function (GO): oxidative phosphorylation uncoupler activity
Source: RefSeq, a predicted model, not a curated record
UUUCUUUUUCCUUCUUCCUCUGAACCUAUUAUUCUACUUGUCCUCCUUCUAUUUUUCCCUCUUCAUUUGUUUCUAAACAUUUAUUGGCCCCUUCGAAGCAAUGGUGGGGGGUGGCAAUUCCAAAUCCGAUAUCUCCUUUGCUGGCACUUUCGCAAGCAGUGCUUUCGCUGCAUGUUUCGCUGAGGUGUGUACUAUUCCUUUGGACACUGCCAAAGUUAGACUUCAGCUUCAAAAACAGGCUGUAGUUGGUGAUGCAGUGACCUUACCUAAAUAUAGGGGCAUGCUAGGAACGGUUGCAACCAUUGCUAGGGAAGAAGGUUUUUCAGCACUCUGGAAGGGCAUUGUGCCAGGGCUACAUCGUCAAUGUUUGAAUGGAGGUUUAAGAAUUGCAUUAUAUGAGCCUGUUAAGAAUUUCUAUGUUGGGCCUGACCAUGUUGGAGAUGUUCCAUUGUCUAAGAAAAUUCUCGCCGGAUUUACAACUGGUGCUAUGGCAAUUACAGUGGCAAAUCCGACUGAUCUUGUGAAAGUUAGACUUCAAGCAGAAGGAAAAUUACCUCCUGGUGUGCCCAGGCGCUACUCUGGAUCAUUAAAUGCUUAUUCAACAAUUGUGAGACAGGAAGGAGUUAGAGCACUUUGGACUGGGCUUGGUCCCAAUGUAGCAAGAAACGCUAUCAUUAAUGCUGCUGAACUAGCCAGUUAUGAUCAAGUGAAACAGACUAUUUUGAAAAUUCCAGGAUUCACUGACAAUGUUGUAACUCAUCUUCUUGCUGGCCUAGGGGCAGGGUUUUUCGCAGUCUGUGUUGGCUCCCCUGUCGAUGUGGUUAAGUCAAGAAUGAUGGCAGAUUCUAGCUACAAAAGCACCCUUGAUUGUUUCAUCAAGACAUUAAAAAAUGAUGGACCUUUUGCCUUUUAUAAGGGGUUCAUUCCCAAUUUUGGACGGCUAGGAUCUUGGAAUGUGAUCAUGUUUUUAACUCUAGAACAGGCUAAAAGGUUCGUCAAGAGUUUAGAAUCAGCUUGACUUCAACCAAUUAUCAGUAUAAUAUUUUUAGGAGACAUCCUCCAUAUGCUAUGCAAUGGAAAUUGUCAAGAAAAUAAAACUUCUCCUUAAUUUGUUAAUUGGAAUGUAUCAAAACAUUUUUUUGGGAGGAAAAAUGAAGUGUUGAUAAAUGAGAUUAGUUAUGCUAUCUCUUUGUAAUUUUC